CCAAAAUGCAUUUUUUGGUGUUUCUUGUCCACACCCACGUGCGACGAGCGACGAGCGACAAGAGCACUCACAGCAGCCACACCAGCAGCCACACCAGCAGCCACACCAGCACAACACCGCAGCGAUGAACGGAGCAGGAGGAGGAGCAAAGACGGCGCGCGGGCGCAGGGUGCUCAAGGAGCGCGAGCCCAAGGUGCACGAGGAUCCAAAGUCCAUCAUCUACCUUCACGGCACAAAGUGCUCUCAAGUCGUCAAAGAAGUCUUCAAGGACAUGCAUGAUCUCACACGUGGCCAGUCCAGAAUAUACUCACGGAAACAUGACCUUCGCCCCAUGGAUGAUCAUACAUACCUGGAAGGGCUGUCGAGGAAGCAGGACGCCUCCCUCUUCCUUGUUGGUACCUCCAACAAGAAGCGACCCAACUGCAUCACAUUCGCACGCAUGUUCAACCACAACUUGCUUGACAUGGCGGAGGUGCAAGUGCUCAACUUCAAGCCGAGCCACAAGUUCAAGAACGCGGAGAAGCCCGCAGCCAUGUCCAAGCCCGCCAUCAUCUUUGAGGGCCACAGCUGGGACCACGAGGCCGACUUCAAGCAGCUCAAGAGCAUCCUUGCCGAUGUGUUCCGUGGACCCGUCGUUUCGCGCGUGAAUCUUGCUGGUCUCGAUCGCGCCAUCGUCUUCUCUGCAGACGAGGCCAGGUUCUCCAUGCACCAGUACCGGGUCAAGCUCAAGACGGGCGCAUCACAGCUGCCACUCGUCGAGCUGGACGAGUGCGGACCCGCCGUGGAUUUCAAGAUGGGCCGGCUGGUACAUCCGUCGCAGGAGCUGAUGAAGCAGGCAAUGUGGCAACCGAAGCAGCUCAUCAAGAAGGCGCCAAAGAACAUCGAGUACUCCGCGCUCGGCGAGAAGCUUGGCCGCGUCCAUAUGCACAAGCAGGACAUGGGGUCGUUGCAGCUGCGGAAGGUGAAGGCGCUCAAGCGGAGUGCAAAGGAGCGCGCAGAAGCGAAGAAGAACAAACCCGUCGACCCAACAGCAGGCGGACGCAAGAAGCCAAAGCAGACGGCAAAGGCAAAGAAUGCAAAGAGGGCAAAGAGGGCGCCCAAGUGAUAUCACACUCUCUUUGGUGUGUGUGUGGGUGUGUGGGUGUGUGUGUGUGUGUGUGCCUGCAAGAAGCAAGCAUGUUCUUGUGCUUUUGCACUGUGGACGCUUUUUGUCUGUUUGAGUGUGUGUGUGUUUGGGGGGGGUAAAGGGUGUGCAUGUGUGCUGGCGUGUUGUUCAAGGACAGGUGGUGAUGUGCCGUGUGUGCUGAUGCGUGGUGUGGUUUGGUGUAUUUUGACACAACAAGUUACAGUACAUACGUCAAGAUGCA
Salpingoeca rosetta is the source of this 1367-nucleotide messenger RNA. RefSeq lists its product as uncharacterized. The record is from RefSeq and is a predicted model, not a curated record. Gene Ontology annotation, cellular component: nucleolus. The transcript is spliced from 7 exons. The coding region runs from base 125 to 1105 and encodes 326 amino acids. Gene Ontology annotation, biological process: ribosomal large subunit assembly; maturation of LSU-rRNA from tricistronic rRNA transcript (SSU-rRNA, 5.8S rRNA, LSU-rRNA). Lineage: Eukaryota; Choanoflagellata; Craspedida; Salpingoecidae. Gene Ontology annotation, molecular function: rRNA binding.